Molecule: messenger RNA, 3323 nt
Organism: Agrilus planipennis (emerald ash borer)
Lineage: Eukaryota; Metazoa; Arthropoda; Insecta; Coleoptera; Buprestidae
Gene: Zdhhc8
Product: palmitoyltransferase ZDHHC5
Exons: 8
Coding region: 303-2228 (641 amino acids)
Biological process (GO): protein palmitoylation
Molecular function (GO): palmitoyltransferase activity
Source: RefSeq, a predicted model, not a curated record
CUUUAGACAUUUCUACAUUACUCAAUUGGUUAUGAACUGAGUUUGUAGACACUGAUGAGGCGACGUUGACAUUAUCUAUGGACACGACUGACAGUAUAUUUCUGUAAUCUAUGGAUGGAACCAUUAAUAAGAUUAAGUGACGUUUGUAUGACAUAUACAGCAGUAAAAAUUCAUUUCUGACAAUUUUAACUAGAUAAUUUUAGAUAAAAAUGUGGUUUAGAAAAAGUACAGACAUCAUGACGUUGACUUAAGGAAAACCUCGGAUUUAUGUCGAUUUUAAAGCUUCUAAUUUACACAGCACUAUGCCAAAGUGCGAUGUAAAAACAAGAUAUAUACCCGCUGCGUUUGCCUGGACCUUGCUUUUAGGUGCUACAACACUUUUCUUCUAUUUUCCAGCUCAGUAUUAUAUAUUUCGAUACCCAUGGGUACCAGCAUAUCAAGGUGUGAUCACAUUCUUUGUUCUUGCAAAUUUUACUUUGGCGACGUUUAUGGACCCAGGAGUGAUUCCGAAAGCUCCACCAGAUGAGGACCGUGAAGACGAUUUUAGGGCACCUUUAUAUAAAAAUGUAGAUAUUAAUGGAAUAACUGUGCGUAUGAAAUGGUGUGUAACUUGUAAAUUUUAUCGACCACCUCGAUGUUCACAUUGUAGCGUGUGUAAUCAUUGUAUAGAGACUUUCGAUCAUCACUGUCCAUGGGUUAAUAAUUGCAUAGGAAGGAGAAACUACAGAUUUUUCUUUUUCUUUCUAAUAUCACUAAGUCUACACAUGAUAAGCAUUUUUACAUUAAGCUUAAUAUUUGUUCUCCAAAAUAAGGAUAGACUUUCAGAAGUACAGCCAAUUGUUGCUAUGGUGUUGAUAGUAAUAGUUACAAUUUUAGCAAUUCCUAUUUUUGGUUUAACUGGCUUUCACAUGGUGUUGGUAUCAAGAGGCAGAACAACAAAUGAACAAGUCACCGGCAAAUUCAAAGGGGGCCACAAUCCAUUUUCAAGAGGUUGUUGGGAUAACUGUUGUUACAGCCAGUGUGGACCUCAAUAUCCUAGUCUAAUUCGACCGAAUAAAUUCAUUGUUAAACGAAAGCACUGUUCCCAUGGCCCCAUAGCCACCAUAACAAAUGAUAAUCAAGUAAAAACUUACAUGGACAACAGUAACGGGAUUCGAAGUGCCAAUUCCAAUGCCUAUAACAAGUUAUCACCUGGACGAGACGGUUCCGAUCCGGACAUGGAACCGUCGGCGUCCCAGUCCCAAGACUGCGAACCUACACCUCCCCUCCAACGACACGGUUCCAAGAGUAAUUUUUUUCUACCGCAAUCAUCGAUGGAUGGGACGGAAUCGCCGAGACACCCACGACAUUAUCCACGCUGUAGUCCUCAUCCGCGUCCCCGAGGAUUUGACGGAAUGCGCGGGGCUACUCCUGAAACAAUCGCCAGCCAACGUCCCUCCCCAACGAUGCAGCAACGCAUCAAAGCUCUCGGUGUUCCCACCCCACUUGCUCUGUCAUCUAGUCCCGUACGAAGAUCUAACCCCAGCACUCCCACGCAGCCUCGCAGACCCGAUUUCAUCAGCGUGAGCGGCGGUAAUCCUACGAGCCACAUCAUUCAACAGCAGCAUUGCGACUUCUCGUCGUAUCAAUCGAACCAUCAGCAGCAACAACAGCAACAUCAUCAAACGACUUAUGGAGGAAGUCCGCAGCGUAGAUUUAUGUCAGAGGGCGAGCUGGUCCGUCAAGAAUCACAGCUAUCCUAUCCUCGUGCUAACAAUACUGUUGACAACAUAAGGGAAUUAGCCAACUCACCUCAACGAGGAAUUUACAUGUGGAAGGACAUGUCGCCAGGAUAUACUAAUGGACAGAGUGUAAUACAAAAUCAUGAGUUUUACCGAUCCAAUCCGACUAGUCCUACACAACAACAACAACAGCAGCAGCAGCAACAGCAACAGCACUCUAGGGCGUAUCAUCCCGCAGUGAGGGGUGGAAUCCCCGUUUAUCCGCCGCAGAGUCCUCAAAUUCAUAGGAAAGCCGUGCAGGGCGUAAGUGGAAAUAGUACCGGACAAAAUGUGGCGACUGCGGUCCGUAGACCGAUGUCGUUCGUGCGCGCACUCGAAAUGUCUGAUUCGGUCGACUUAAAUGUAGCCUCAAAUACGGUCAGCGGUGGACAACAUGUGAACGUCGUUAGGUCAACUACUCCGGAUCGCACGAGCGUCUAUGACAUGAACUACGAAAUUUCAGUUUGAAUCGAGUUUUUUUCCCAGUUUUGCAAAACUAUUUAAUAUGCGUUUCUCGAAAAAAUUUUUAGUUUCAUUAUAAAAUUCCCUUCUUUCAUAAAUUAUUCACUGAAAAGCUUACACCUAAUAUCGUAUCUGAAGACUCAUUUUAAUAAUUGUGACGUUAAAGCUGACAAAAAUAUGAUUUAAAAAAGUAAUGACCUUUUUCUCCAAUAUAAAUUUUAUUAAUAAUAUUUUCCGUCCUUUUUCUUUUAUAAUUAUUGCCCGACAGUUUGCUCUUCUUCAAUUGGAAAAGAAAAUGUCGCAAAAUAGUUACUUUAUUUAAGCACAACAAGUGCUCAGCAAGUUUCUCUGCAUCAGAGACUUUAAAUACUAUUGUUAAUGUGUAAAAGAACGUGCUAAAUACCGCGGACUUCUGUAUUAGCAAAAAACUAAAAUUAAUACGUAAAUGAUAAAGUAAAUUACGUGUUACUCAUUGUUGUACAGUUCAAAAUGUUUUAAUAUUUUGUAUGUUAUUUUUCAUUAAUUAUGGAUUUGAAUAACGUCAUCAUUGUUUUUUCGUGUUUUUGCGGAAUAAAUUAAAUGAUGGUCGUUCUUUAUUGAAACUGUAAUCACUAUCCCAGGUAAUUUGUACAUGUAUCUCCUAGAGGCCGUUCAUAGAAUACGUUCGCAAACAGGGAGGGGGGAAUGUUGCUUAGCUUGACGAGUAUGGACAAAGAGGUAGGGGGGAGGACUCUAAAGAAACAUGACGUUCGCAGUUAAUCAAUUUUAUUUUAGUUCUUGGGUUUUUUAUUCUAUUUUCUCAUUUUAUUAUACUAUUAUCAAUCGUAACGAAUCGUUUACUUGGGAAAGUUUAGCUUUUGCGACGUAAUAUUUGUUAGAGGGUUGCAGAAAACAUGACGAGAGUUCGAAGAUCAGGAAGGCGAAAUUUUGAGUGACGGAUUUCAUAAACGGCCCCUUAUUUGUCGAUCAUAUUAAUAUUUUUUUUUUAAUUUGAAACCACGUAUCUAUAUGUUGUUUUUAAUAUUAACUCCAGAUUUGUUCUGUAAAUACUAAUCAAAUUUGUAUUUAUUUGCAAUAAAAUGUAUACUGAAAAUUCAAAAA